Sinocyclocheilus grahami is the source of this 1218-nucleotide messenger RNA. RefSeq lists its product as uncharacterized. The transcript is spliced from 5 exons. Lineage: Eukaryota; Metazoa; Chordata; Actinopteri; Cypriniformes; Cyprinidae. Bases 274 to 1041 code for a protein of 255 amino acids. The record is from RefSeq and is a predicted model, not a curated record.
UUAACAGACAUUGUCCUUGAAACCUCAUCUCAAGGAAACGCUGUCUCAUCUUAUGCAUUAAAUCUGCUAAACAUUUAAAGACUUUGUCACAUCUGACAGUCCAGUUUGAGAUAAAGAACUAAAACACUUUCUAGAUAUGAAAUAUCAAGGUUUAAUCGUAAUAAUCUUACUGACUUUAUUUCCAUACUAUUAUCUCCUCACAGGAGAGGCUACGGGCAUCAGGAGCAACAGCAGUUGCUUCGACCCUCUCUCUUGAGACCAGAGGAACUCUCCAUGGAGUCUGGUAUCGACCCAGGACAGGACUAUUAUACACAGGAUUACUACAAUUAUGAUCAUGGCUAUGACUUGCCUCAGUAUGGGAGUCGACGGAAGCUGAUCUCUCCAACAGGGAUGUAUGAUGAAUAUGGAGAGGUGAUUAUGGAAGAUGAUGGCAGCUACUACUACAGCCCACACGAAUCCGAGGGAGAGUAUGGUAGAAAAAAGAGGAUCAAGCUUAUUGUAGACCGUGAAUACGAGACCAGUUCAACUGGAGAAGAAAGUGCACCAGAAUUGCACAGGAACCGCCUGUCUAAUGUGAACAGCCACGGCAACAUUAAUGGGAGCGUAUACUUGGCCCAGAAUGGCUCUAUAAUCCGGACACGACGGGUUGCACACACCAACAACAUCAAGCUCAACUCUCCAAUACGACUGGGAAAGCACUUUAAGAAACUAGACAAACUUGCUGUCACACACGAAGAGCGAAUUCCUUUAAACAGCCCCGUAAUCACAGGCGCUUCAGUAGGUGAACAGAACCUCACAACCAGGCUUUCCAGUGGGUCCCUGGCCUCCAGCACUACAGGCCCAGAGAGUAUAGCUUCAAAAUCAAAUGUGGCAAAAGGAGGGGGUGAAAGAACACAAAAUGGGGAUGAACAAGAGUCCACAGUGGACAAUCAGGAGGUGAGAGACCCUUUAGGAUCACAUAGUGACCGCACCCAGUCAGAUGAGGAGGAGCUCUGGAUGGGGCCUUGGAAUAACCUGCACAUACCAAUGACAAAACUGUGACUUCUGACAUGCAGAUGCUCUAUUGUCUUAAAGAACUUGGGGGGGGGGGAUGAAUCUGCAGCAUAAAAUGCUAAAAUUGCACUUUCAUUCAGUAUUAUAUUAGCUUUUUUGUGAAUCUGAACAAUGAGCUUCUCAAUGAUUGUUGCAUUCAUAAGUACCUUAAAAAUCCAUCAUGUU